CGCCGGGUUUCGCUAGCAUCUCGCUCCGCACGCAAUCUACCCGCAUAUUCUCAUUAUCUACUGCGGUCAACAUGAUCACACAACAUGGUCCAUAUGACUUCAUGGGACGACGAACGCGGCACGCUGUCCGCUGACGCUGCGUUCGUCUAGGAUGAACGGUUCUGCCUGUCAGUUCAUUCCCGCAAGAUCACUUGGAGCUGCGUUACGAGACUCCCGACCUUGACCGCGAGUCAUGCCGUACUUUGACCUGGAUGUACAUGCAAAGAACCCGGCUCUACGAAUUGUGAUCGUUGGCGGCGGUAUUGCGGGCCUCUCCUGUGCUCUAGCGCUCGCAAGGGCCGGUUUCAACAACGUGCAGAUCUUCGAUCGCGCCCGUUCGCUGGACGACGCCGAAGUUGGUGCCGGAUUGCAGCUUGCACCUAACUUCACACGAUGUCUGGCGCGAUUUGGGUUGCUGGAGGAAGUGAGACGGUAUGCUGUCGCCACGAGCACUAUCUCACUCCGACGAUAUAUCGACAACGAGGUCACAGGAAGCGCACCCAUGAUGCCCGAAAUCGAGCAGAAGUACGGCUCCCCUUUGUGGGUAGCGCACCGAGCCGACCUUCAGCGAACCCUGUUGUCGGCGGUGCGGAAAGCAGGCGUCGACAUAAUCACGAACGCCCAAGUCACGGAAGUCGCAUUCGAAGACCCUCCGAAGAUCCGGAUCGACGGCCGGGAGAAUUGGGUUGAGAGCGACGUGCUCAUCGCUGCUGAUGGCGUUAAGUCCGUUGUGCGAAAGCAGCUGCUCGCGUUGCACGGAACUGAAGAUCGGGCACACGCAACAGGAGAUGCGGCGUAUCGUAUCACUAUCCCACGCGAGAAGCUGCUUCCUCAUCCCGAUCUGUUAGCCAUGCUGGAUUCGAGUACGGCCUAUCGAUGGAUGGGGCCGAGUGGGCAUAUCAUGGCAUAUGCCAUUCGCGCGCAUGAGGUCUUCAACAUGGUCCUCGCACACCCGGACAAAAACGACGCCGUCGAGUCGUGGACGUCCAAGGGUUCAAAGGAGGAGAUGAUGGAAACCUACAAGGACUGGAACUCUGUCGUUAAGAGACUGCUGGACUUUGUGGAGCCGGAUAAGGUAUUGGAGUGGAAGCUCAUGGACCAUCUGCCUCUGCCAACAUGGAUUGAGGGGAAUGUUGCCCUCAUGGGCGAUGCCUGCCAUCCAAUGUUGCCCUACGUUGCUCAAGGCGCCGCACAAGCAGUCGAAGACGCCGCCGUCCUGGCGGCCGUACUGUCGGGUGUCAAGUUUCCGGCUCGCCCCACCAGCCAUGAGAAUGCCAACGCCCGCUUGUCCACAACCCGGCAAAUUCGGAACGCGCUCGCGCUAUAUCAGAGCGUGCGCAAAGAUCGCGCCGAGCGCAUACAGGCUAGUGCGGCGAAGACGAGGGUGGCUCUUCACUUACCGGAUGGGCCCAAACAAGUAGAGCGCGACGAGGCGAUACGGAACGCGGCGCAGGGAGGCCGCAACCCGGAUCAGUGGGCCGAUGCGGAAUGGCAAGCGUACAUGUAUGGCGUUGACACGACGCGCGAAGCGUUGAAUAGGUUAUCGGAGGUGACGGGUUCUGUCAAGACCAUGGACGGGGAGACGGGCCCUGCGGGGCUUGUGUAUUGAUGGCGAACCCAAUUAACCGAGCCCUGUGUGGUGAACAACGUAUGAAUGAGCGGCACGCGUCAACGGACCAAUAGUGAGGUGCUGUGUAGAUUGAGAGGCCAUGGCCAACCGGAGGGACGAUCGAUGGCUCUCAACGGAUAUCGGAUCUCGGUGUAUCGCAUUUUCUGCACAGGAAAUUGACAUUUGUCUGGGAAUGGG
Messenger RNA from Punctularia strigosozonata HHB-11173 SS5, 1846 nucleotides. Its product is annotated as FAD/NAD(P)-binding domain-containing protein. Lineage: Eukaryota; Fungi; Basidiomycota; Agaricomycetes; Corticiales; Punctulariaceae. The transcript is spliced from 17 exons. Gene Ontology annotation, molecular function: FAD binding; monooxygenase activity. The record is from RefSeq and is a predicted model, not a curated record. The coding region runs from base 233 to 1648 and encodes 471 amino acids. Gene Ontology annotation, biological process: secondary metabolite biosynthetic process.